Penicillium malachiteum is the source of this 1035-nucleotide messenger RNA. RefSeq lists its product as uncharacterized. The coding region runs from base 1 to 1035 and encodes 344 amino acids. The transcript has 3 exons. The record is from RefSeq and is a predicted model, not a curated record. NCBI's taxonomy places the organism in Eukaryota, Fungi, Ascomycota, Eurotiomycetes, Eurotiales, Aspergillaceae.
AUGACAGAACGAGAUAGUACAACGGAGGGAAUGUGUUGGGCUUCUCACAAAGACUUCUCCCGUGAUGUCUGGAAAUCACGCCAGGUCGCUCUAUACUCUCAAUCUCAAUCAAUCACAGAGAGCAAUAACCACCCUAACACAGAAAAGAUAUGGAAGCCUCUUCAAAGUCCCCAGCGCUGGAUAUGUUCCCACGUAUUAGCAUGUGGUUUAUGGCUCUUGCAACCGGGUGCGAUUCUCCUAGAAGAAGGUGUUCAAGGAGAAGAAGCCGUUCUUGUGGGGGACGAGAUAUCAAAAUCAGCAUCAUCUGCGAUCCGAAAGCUAUUGCAGAAUGGCUUUAACUCUGACAAUUACCUUCGGGGCUGGUGGCAAUGGACCGUACUGGGGCACGUUGUCUAUACCGUACUCGCAAAUACACCUCAAGUGGCCAUAACCUUCACGUACUUCUGGUAUAAUCACGUUCUGACCAAUAUGCUGGCGAAUGCAGAGUGGUCCUCUUACAGGGUAAAACGAAAAUCGCUUCGUGUUACUACGCCCGCCGAAAAAAGUGACCAGCGAUCGAUCCAUUACCUUAGCCUUCCAUGGAGGUACUCUAUCCCUCUUUUGGCAGUCUCGACACUACUUCACUGGCUAGUUUCGCAGAGUUUCUUCUAUGUUUAUGCAAUUCCCUGGGCAGAUAAUCAGAUUUUUGAAGAUCAGGUCCUUAGUCAGCUGGGGUAUUUAUGGCUACCGAUGCUAUUGGCCGUUCUUCUUGGAGCAGUUAUGAUGAUUUUGCUGAUCGGGAUGUCUUUCCGGAAGUAUAAGUCUUUAAUACCCGUGGCAGACUCGCGCAGUGCUGCAAUUAGCGCUGCUUGCCAUCCACCAAAGGAUGAAGAUAUGGAAAAUGCAGCCUACGGCAAACUUAUGUGGACAGAGACACCUGGGCCGACAUGGUGGGAUUCUUUUGAAGAUGAGAUAAAAGAGGGAAAGGGCCAUUGCAGUUUCACGUCAGUGCAAGCGGGCACAAGUUCGCCAAUUUUGGGUAGGCUUUACUCUUAG